UUUGCGUUCGAUCGGAGUCCGAUACCUUUGCAGCCUUGGUACCGACGUAACGGUGGCGAUGCUGUUGACCAGCGGGAUGCGGUGGUGGUUGUAGUUGCCCUUGAACUCGAUGAAGGUACCUCGAUUCUCUCCUCGCUGUACCAAGAAGAAUCCGCCACCAGUUCUCUUCCCCUCGCAUGGCGCAGCUCCAGCCGCCCAUUCUCUUCCUUCCACACCGCCCACUUCUUCCUCUCCCCCGCCCCAAGUCGCCCCUCAAAAUAUCUCCUCCUCCUGUCGUCCUACUAUUCACUAGCUCGCUCGCUCCUUGCUCGCGAUGGCGAUUCCCUCGUUGACUGAUCGGAAUCCCACGGGCCUUGUGGCUUGAAUCCCGUCAAUUUUCCCAGUUCGAAUGGUCGAUGGUCGAGUCCUGGCUGCGGUUCUUGCCUGGAAUCGAUGUUCCAUGUCGACCCCGAUGUGAAUCGCGCUGCCCGUCAUCGGAUCGGGUUCAGCGCGGCGUGCCCUCUUUCUUGGCAUGUCGGUGCCGCAGGAUUCCUUCGGAGUAGCGACUCAGAUAGGCGAUGCUAGCGGAGGCGGAAAUCGGCAUCGGCUUGGUCGUAGAAUUGGUAAAAGAUUGCGUUUUGGGAUUCUCUCGAAUGAGCUUCGAUUUAGGUGCGCGGCAUCUACGCCACCGGGGAAGAGUGGUAACCCCAACUUGCCCGUUGAUUUGGUUAACUCUGCUAGGGGAACUGUCAUCAAACAGAUUUCGGGCAAGCUGGACAACAAGGAUCCGAAACACUUGGCGUCCAGCUUUACGAACUACAGGGACGAUCCUUUGGUGGAUAAGCUGAGGACGCAGCUUGGCGUGAUUCGUUCCAUCCCUUCUCCGCCCAUAAAUAGGAAUAUCGCAGGCUUCUUCGUGCUCUUUUUCCUCGUUGGAGUGGCUUUCGACAAGGUUUGGAAUUUAAGGAAGAGGGAGAAGUCGGCCCGGGACGUCGACAAUGGCACGUGGCCACAGGCACCAACGAGCCUCUCUAUAUUUCUUGAGAAGGACCUUCGGAGGAAAGAGUCGGUCGAAUGGGUAAACAUGGUCUUGGGGAAGCUUUGGAAGGUCUAUAGGUCCAGAAUCGAGGAUUGGGUUAUUGGGUUGCUCCAGCCGGUAAUAGAUAACCUCAAAAAGCCUGAUUAUGUGCAGAGAGUUGAGAUUAAGCAGUUUUCCAUUGGGGAUGAGCCACUAUCUGUCAGGAGCGUUGAAAGGAGAACUUCUCGUGGUGUUAAUGACUUGCAGUAUCAGAUUGGCAUUCGUUACACUGGUGGUGCUCAGAUGUUGCUGUCCCUAUCAUUAAAUUUUGGCAUUAUUCCCAUUGUUGUACCUGUUGGGAUCCGUGAUUUUGAUAUAGAUGGAGAGCUUUGGGUAAAGUUACGGUUAAUACCCACUGGACCAUGGAUAGGGGCUGUGUCAUGGGCUUUUGUGUCUCUUCCAAAAAUUAAGUUUGAGCUCUCACCAUUCAGUCUGUUCAAUCUAAUGGCAAUUCCUGUUCUCUCAAUGUUUCUUACAAGGCUUCUAACAGAAGAUUUGCCUCGACUCUUUGUGCUUCCAAAAAAGAUCGUUCUUGAUUUCCAGAAGGGGAAAGCACUUGGUCCUGUUUCACAUGAUUUUAAAGUUGAAGCAGUGCAGGAGAGAAGUAAAGAUUUUGUUGGAGAACUGUCAGUCACUCUUGUGGAUGCUCGAAAACUUGCUUAUCCCAAAAUUGGGAAGACAGAUCCAUAUGUUGUUUUAACUCUUGGUGAUCAAGUAUUUCAGAGUAAGAAAAAUAGCCAGACAACAGUCACUGGACCUCCUGGAGAACCAAUUUGGAACCAAGAUUUUGAUCUGUUUGUUGUAAAUCCUGGAAAGCAGAAGCUGUACAUCCAAGUAAAAGACUCCUUUGGUUUCGCAGAUUUCACAGUUGGCACAGCAGAGGUCGAGCUAGAGUCCCUACAAGAUACAGUGCCUGCAGACAGAGUAGUUGCUUUACGUGGUGGAUGGAGUCUAUUCAGAAAUAAAUCAUCUGGAGAAGUAUUACUUCGACUCACAUAUAAAGCUUAUGUUGAGGAUGAAGAAGAUGAUCUGUUGGAAACAGAGUUUGUGGAUGAUCAUGCACCUGAUGAUAUCUCAGACUAUGACCAACCAAAUGGAACAUUUGAGCAAAGUGGUUAUCCUAGUGGAAAAGAAAGAGAAGCUUUUAUGGAUGUCCUGGCGGCUUUGAUUGUGAGUGAGGAAUUCCAAGGAAUAGUGACAUCUGAAACAGAAAAUUCAGAAGUUACUGGUGAAUCUAGAAAUGUGACAUCCCCAGUAUCAACUACAAUAGGUCUUACUGAUGAGACGUCUACUAUUGAUUCAAACAAAAGUUCCAGUAGUUCUGAUGAUUUAGAACUAGUAUGGCUUGCUGUGGUAACGGUUACAGUGGUUCUGAUUGCUCGUACCAUGGGUGAUUCAAGCUUGUUCAAUCCAUAGCAUUUGCAGGUAUAUAUGGAUGUCCUUAGUGUAUUUGAAAUAAGCAGCUCUUAGUAAUUUUACAUGAUAUGCUUGCAUAUUUGAUGUCUAAAUUAUCUGUUCAUUUUUUUUGGUUUAUAUAUGAAACAAACGUCUCUAUGAUCAAUCCAAAAGUUGUCUUUAACUCACACAAACUUACACUCUUUUGUGGCACAUAGAACUUUGUACUUGCUGAAAGAGUUUACCAAAAAUAUCUAGUUGGUUGUUGAACUUCUGGUGAUCCUGUAAGACAUGGGAUGAGAAUACUAUCCCAUAUUGGUGAGGCAUUCAUAUUGGAACUAAAUGAUUCCUGAUCUUCCAACAUCCAUUGUUUUAGAUGGUAAGAGUGUCAUUCUCUUUUAGAUAGCAGUAUAGGGUCUAAUCUCCAUCUUACACAAGCUGUUACCUGCCUUCAUGAUGGAUGACACCUGUGUCGGUUGUGGGGCUGAAUAGAAUUAAUGAAUGACGUGCCUAUUUGUGGUCUAUGAUGCCUUGCUUCCCUUGUGACUUAUGCUACAGGAUGCAGUCUCCCUUCUGAAAAAAGAAGAGGGUAGUCGGUUUAGAGAUUCUAGGCCUAGCGAUACAGAAACCAGUCAGAUUGUUGUAUUUCAAAUUCUUCCACCGGUAAGGUACGUAUGUACUUGCAUCUUGUUUCUACCUUUUUAUUUUGCAUCCUAUUUCCACCUAUUAUUUAAUAACAAGUUAAACAGUAAUGCUUGUCCAUUUCAAAUUGCACUGGAGUUGUCAGAUUGUUGAUGCCCAUCAUCUGCUUCUCUCUACAAUUUCUUUCCAUACUCAUAGAUGAACAUGCAAUUUGCUUGAUAUUUUGCACCGCACCCUCCUGUGUGAUGGUCCAAAUUUUGUUAAACAUGCAUGAUCUGAUGACAAGCUCUGUUGUUAUCUGCAGGCUCCAUUCUGUACAUGCUCCAGGGCAGAGUGGAAUCAACUAAAUGAUUAUUGUUCAAAAUUCUUCUUCUCAUGUAAAAUUAGCUCACUACAGUAAAAAUGCUUUUGCAACCAUUUCUGGGGUUCAAUUCACAUCUCUAAUUCUCAGAUCUUUCGUCCAUUGUCCACUUAACUUAGGAAUGUUCCGUUUAUGUCCGUCCAUUAGGGAUGGUAAUCUCAGUGGGCUGUAUCUACAGGAACAAUGCUCUGUCAAAGACCUCCAAACCGUAUGAAAUCUGAAGGAAAAAUGAAGACCACAAAGACUCUUUGAGGCGGAACUUGGUCUUGAGACAUGGCUUGGUUUCGUGAUGAACAUGCAAGUUGUUGUCAUAUAUGCCACUAAGCAGGGGGAAGUCGUUGACCCAAUGUACAGUUGCAGUCGUUGGUAUUGGUGGGUUAGAGAUGCUUCAGUGGGAUUUGUGUAAAAGCUACAAUACUUCCCUGCUUUUGUUUUUGUUAAUAUCAGUGCGAAUCAUAUUGUUGGCUAUCAUCA
Musa acuminata AAA Group (dessert banana) is the source of this 3929-nucleotide messenger RNA. Its product is annotated as tricalbin-3. NCBI's taxonomy places the organism in Eukaryota, Viridiplantae, Streptophyta, Magnoliopsida, Zingiberales, Musaceae. The transcript is spliced from 8 exons. The record is from RefSeq and is a predicted model, not a curated record. Gene Ontology annotation, molecular function: lipid binding. The coding region runs from base 512 to 2473 and encodes 653 amino acids.